AUGGAAGUGCAAGUUGGCUUCACUCGGGUUUCGGUUAAUUACAUCUGCAAUUUCUGUUGUUGCCUUCACCGGUUUGCCUAUGUGCACGGUGAAGGAUAUAAUGGAGCAGUUCAAGUCGACAGGAGCUUCCAAAGUCCACAAACAGUUCCUGACGCCAUACAAAUUGCCGAGCAAGGCAGCCACGAGGGGGGAUGUAUAGAAGGCUUAUGCAACCAAAUUCGAGUCCCAUAUACACCGCGGGGUUAA
Molecule: messenger RNA, 246 nt
Organism: Enterobius vermicularis (human pinworm)
Lineage: Eukaryota; Metazoa; Nematoda; Chromadorea; Rhabditida; Oxyuridae
Source: the annotation of a GenBank genome assembly